UUCCAAAUUCGUGCUCCGUCUGUAUUUCCUCUUGUCCCGCCUUCAUUCAAGUUUGGCCAGCUAGGCUCAGCGCCUCACUCUCUAUCCACCCUGUUCUCCCUCUGCAUCUGUGUGAACUUUUCCCGCACCUCGGGAUACCAUGUUCAUUGAUGACACCGAAAUGGCCUUUAGGGGCCGGUGGGCCUACCACCUUGACUCCUCCAUCACCAACACAUAUAAUUCGUUCCACGCCACAAACCACUCCGGGGACACCGCGUGGUUCAAUUUCACAGGUGACCCAUUCUUCCACAGAAGUGUUGGUUCUAGUCAUUGACUAUUCAACUUUGGCUCCUGUCUCUGUUUCUUUAGGCACCGCGGUAGAGAUCUAUGGGUUCAAGGAACGUAACAGCCUUCGGAAUGGUAACUUCAGUGUCACCGUGGAUGGCAAGUGGAUGUUCAUCAGCAGCUCAGACAGGAAUGCACUUGAUUUAUUCUCAGGGAAACCUUCGCCCAAACGUUCCCCACCAACUCCUUCUGACAAACCUCUUGGAAGGCCAACUCUUAACAAUUUGUUUCGCCAACAUCACCGUGCCAACCCCCCGACCCCCAGUGACAGUGCGAAUCAUAAUCACCACGUGGGCUUAGCGGCUGGAACCCUCAUAGCUAUCAGCCUUGUUGCUGCUUUCUCGGGUCUACUUCUCCUAGGCCUCAUCUUCUUCGCUCUCUUCCGCAGACGGAAAGAUCGGGGAAGAAGAGAAAACCAACUACGUUACUCGCGCUCCCACACUACAUUGAAUCAAGCACCCAUCCGACCCGAACCCCAGCUUGAUCGACCCUCAAUCUCACUCCCUCAUCCUCUUCGUCCAACCCAGUCCUUCGAUCGUCCCUCCCCAAUACGGAUUCGACCAUUGGGUCCAAGGUCUAGAUCAUUGGACAUGACGGAUGGCUCGGCACAGCAAACGCGGGACGGGUCUUCUGAAGAUGACCGAGCACUAGGUCGAAGUUUAGACACUCGGUCACUAGAUUCGUUACCGCGGAUCCUGCCAGGAGACAAUCCUUUCUUUGGUGGGUUGCAGCUUGCAUCGGGGCCCCCAAGUUCAUGGAGAAGUCGGGGGAGAGGGGAUAAUGGAAGCCGAGAGAGGUUGUCCUCAAAUGCUUCGUCUUUGUCGGUACAAAGAACACCGCAAGAUGAAACUCAGAAUUCGAUACCCUUGGGUCGUACGUAA
Messenger RNA from Cantharellus anzutake, 1205 nucleotides. RefSeq lists its product as uncharacterized. The coding region runs from base 150 to 1205 and encodes 351 amino acids. The record is from RefSeq and is a predicted model, not a curated record. Lineage: Eukaryota; Fungi; Basidiomycota; Agaricomycetes; Cantharellales; Hydnaceae. The transcript is spliced from 4 exons.